UACAGGAUGGGCUGUAAUGUAAGCAAAGUAGGACCGCAGUAAAUAGCACUGUAGUAAAUUAAAAUUGCAAUUGCCUUAUCGGUGCAAAACAAAUUAAGGGGGAAAAAUUGCGCCCUACAGUGAUCUUGGACCUGCAUGCACUUGUUGCAGAGUUGCACCAGGUGACUAAAGCACAACAAAUAUCUUGGUUUCAGUAAAGGCUUUUUUUCAGGCCGAAGUGAAAUUCACCAUCCAUAAAAAAAUUCAGUUCUCCAGAACAAGUGGUCAAAAGAAUAAAAUAGGUUUGCAAUGUUUUAGUUUUAAGUUCUCGCAGGACUAUAUUAUUUGAUUGUGUUUUAAAUGGUUCUUGCUGAGAGAAGAAGUGCUGAAAAUGGGGGAUCAGCAGGCGUAUAAGACAAACCACAUAGUUAACAAUAGCGAAAAUGUAUAUUACCAGCAGCAGCACUUGAGUCCUCUGGCAUCUGCAAACCACAGCUAUGGAACUUCAGCCAUGCAUACGUCUCCAGAGUCUCCUCUCUCUCCUUCAUUCCCUCAUGAUACCAGGGAAAACAUGUCUUUGAAUGUUGGGCCCAAAGGUCUUGGGCUAAUGGAUUCUCCCAGGCAAACAGACUGGGCCCAUUUGGUGUCUGGAAACCACCUCCCAGUAAGAAACAGUCAGCAUGUCAUGUGGAAUCCAAUGGCUCAAAGUGAACCGGUUGAUGGCUUUGACCAUCUCUGUUCCCAAAGCAAUGACCUCAGGUCACAAAAAAUUACCAGUGGGGUUUUGCAUAAAUUAGACUCUUUUGCCCAGGUGUUUGCUAGCCAAAACUUAAGAAUCCAAGUGAACAAUGUGUCUCAGAACAUUCAGUCGCAGCCUCCAGUGAUGGAGAAUGCUGGCGAUAGCGCGCUUCGACAAUUGCUGUCUCAGAAACCUGCUGUGGAACAACAACUUGUGCCGAGAUACCAGCAGAUGCCACAGCAAGUCCAUCCUGGGUUUGGAAGUGCACAGCAAAAGCAGCAGAUGCAGCUAAUGCAACACCAGUCCCCUCUUUAUUAUGAUAACCAGCAACAUGUUGCCCACAUCCCAAUGCACUCUGCCAUGCACCAGGGACAGACCCACUUGCAGCAAAUGCAUUCUCAACAUUUGCUGCCACCACAGCUACAGCAAGAUCAAUACUAUCUGCAGCAACAGCAACCCCAUCAAGGACAGCACAGGCUCUUGGUACACGAGAUGCAGCCUCAGCAGCAGCAACAGAGGCAGUGCCCCAUGCAAACAGCUCAGUAUUAUCCAAUACAGCCUAUGAUGCAACAGUUACAACAGCAGCAGCAGCAGCAGCAGAUACAAACACAACUUCCUCCCUACCACCGGGAUACUAACCAGAAGCCUCUGCACGAACCUCAGCAAUACUCCCAAGAUCGGGGUAAUUCCAUGCAUCUUAUACAGCUAGGAGCAGUCCCUCCGUAUUUCUAUCAAGAUCAGCAGCAGUCCUUCAAACAUUUGUAUCCACAAAGUGUUCUGCAUCAGCAACAGCCAUCCGGUGAUGCCAGUCAGCCUGAUCAUUACCAGAGUGAUGGUAACACUCAGACAUUGAUGGAUGAGCACCUGGGACUCCCUAUGGCAGAGGGGACUGAAGAUCCAGCAGCACAGGGCCUGAAUUCUGUGGACAGCACAAUCUCCCAACCAUCUCUUAGACCUUCAACAAGUGUUCUGAUGAAUAACAAAAGACCUCAGCAGUUGUCUCCCAGUGCAGUAUGGCCACAGAUCCAGUUACUUGAUGGCAGACUUCCAUCAGUUUCUCCUGAACAAAGCAAUGCUUGCGAUAAAGAAACCUACAUUGAAAGAUCCGAACCCAAGAGCAAACUGACAUGCUCUGUAUGUUUCAAAGAGUUUAAAAGUUUACCAGCUCUAAAUGGUCACAUGAGGUCCCAUGGAGGGAUAAGGGCAUCUCCUAUCUUCAGACAGGAGGAUGGGGAGAACCUGCCACAGCAGCACCAGCAGGAACAGCUGCCCUCCGAAGUGGAUAGCUUUGCGCCUAUCGUCAUGCCUGUGUCUGUCCCUGUAAAGGUUCUGUCGCCUGAGCCCAGCAAGCAGGCCAGUGAUGGCUGUGCCCUGGUCAAAGACAAGCCUGUCUCAGAUGAUGAGAUGCCUGUCCUUGUGAGGAUGAUCUGUUCUCCAGCACAUUCCCCUAACGCCAUCAGCCCGUCUACCUCUUCUGCUGUGCUGAUGUACCCAAAGAGUGGAUCCCAGGUCAGCAGAAAGGAGCCCAAUAGAAAGCAUCAGCAAAGUAUCACCAACUCUGAAGAAAAUAUCAAAUCUUUUCAAGACAAGAAAAAAUACCGCCACAGACCCGAACCACUCUUUAUACCACCUCCUUCCUUCAAUCUCAGUGCAUCUCACUCAGGGGCUACUCUGUACCAAAGCCAACUUCGCUCCCCCCGUGUUUUAGGAGACCAUCUAAUUGACAAGAAUCAUAAUCCUCCACCUUAUACACCACCUCCCAUGCUUAGCCCCAUACGGCAAGGAUCUGGACUCUUCAGCAGCGUCAUCAUAUCUUCUCAUGGUACAUCUCACCCCCAGCUGCCCCUUACUCCCCUGACACCCACUCCACGGAUUCUCCUCUGUCAAUCUAAUAGUAUUGAUGGAAAUAGUGUUCCUGUGACCUCAAGACCUGGAGAACAGACUAUUCAUAUUGAACCGUGUAUCAACAUUGGCUCAAGAUUUCAGGCUGAUAUCCCUGAAUUUAAAGAUAUAGCAAUGGUGGAGAAGGAGGAUCACAAGGCAACUUUAGUUUGGAAACCAUGGCCAGAACUGGAGGACAAAACUUUUGAACAAAGAGUGACCAAUCUCUUAAAUAUGUGCUGCUCGAGCAUAUUAACUGGUGGAGGAACCAAUAUAGAAUAUGGUUUGCAUUCUCUCUUUGAAGCUAAAGGGAAUAUUAUGGCUGCUCUGGAAAUGCUUCUUCUUUUGAAACCAAAAAGAGCAAAAUCACACCCUCUAGCCAAUUACCAUUAUGCCGGUUCUGACCAGUGGACACCCUUUGAAAGAAAAUUGUUCAGUAAAGCACUGGCAACAUAUGGCAAAGAUUUCAUUUUUGUGCAGAAAAUGGUGAAGUCUAAGACAGUCGCCCAGUGUGUUGAAUACUAUUAUACGUGGAAGAAAAUCAUGCAUUUAGGACGACGGCACAGAACUCGGCAGGCGGAAGUAAAAACUGAAUGCCCAACAAGUGGUGAAGAUGAGGAAAUGGAAGCUGAAGAGCAAACUGAGGAAGAAAAAGCAUCUGUAAAAGAAGAAGAUACAGAAAUUCAAAAUUCCCCUGACCCACCGUCUAUUGCUGUUGCAUCACCCAUUAACUCUCCCUCUCUGCCAGGCCUUGGGCUACCUGCGACCUCUUUUAUCUGUGAAAUGCCAGACUGUGGGGCUGUCUUUACUUCCAGACAAGCCCUGAAUGGCCAUGCACGUAUUCAUGGUGGUACAAAUCCUGUGGUCAAAAACCGCUGUGGUGGCUCUAGCACAAAACAAAAGUCGAAUUCUCAGAAUGACUACUGCUCUGUCAAGAGUUCCCCAGCUCAUAGCACAACAAGUGGUGAGACAGAUCCACCUACAAUUUUCCCCUGUAAAGAAUGUGGCAAGAUAUUUUUCAAAAUCAAAAGCCGCAAUGCUCAUAUGAAGACCCACCGCCAGCAGGAAGAACAACAGAGGCAGAAAGCUCAGAAGGCUGCCGUUGCAGCCGAAAUGGCAGCCACAAUUGCAAGGACUGCUGAAUCACCAGGGCACAGCUUGAUCCCCCUGGAUCAUUUAGACUUGAUAAAGCAAGUCGAACAGGGAGACGAACUUGGCAACGAUGUUGUACAGGAACUGGGUGAAGUAAUUGACAGUGAUGAAGUGAUGAACCCCAGCAUCUUAUUGGUUGAAGGAGAAUCAGAGUUGCUUCAGGAUGAUGUUGAACUGUAGACAAAAUGAGCCACGUCUGUAACAUUACUGAUACCAGUUGAAAUCAGUUUCCUCCAGUGAAAAGGCUAUAUUUCUUACUUCCCUUUUAUUUUAAACUGUUUCUAUAGCUGAAUUCUUUUAAAUCCAGAACUGGCCGAACACAUCUGUCUUGUGAUAUUCUUUCUUUUGUUUUCUUUUUUAAAAGUGGAGGGGAAUUGUUGCAUUCUAAAGGAAUCUUGUGUAAUAUAUUGGAAUCAAAUAUUCUGAAAAAUCCAUAUAUCUUAAAACUUUUAAAAGAAACAUCAUAUUCUUUCAAUUCCUCAGGAGACUUUCUUUUGUUCACAUUUGUUAAUUCUGGCUUCAAAAAAGCCUGCAAUAGGACCGUGAGACGGCAAAAACAAGUCAGUGAUACCUGCAUCUUCAAUCCAAGAUGGACAUGGAAUAACUUGUUUGUAUCUGGCGAUUUUGGACUAGGGCAACAGCAAUGUAAUAUGGUCCUUCUCCUUGGGCCUAUAAUCAAGAUAAUCCAAUUCAAUUAUUUACUCUCACACCAAACGUUUGACACCAAAUGAAAAUUCUGAGGAGAUCUUGAUUGCCUUUCCUAACAAGAUUUUAAUGGAUGUUCUGUUUGCUUGAACACAGGCUGAUUAAUAGCAAUAUAUCCUGUUCUGCUUUACUUGGUUCUGAAAGGAAGAAACAACCAUGAAAUCAGAAAGAAUGACUAGAUUAUAGGUGUCAGACUAGAUCCUGUCGUGGGCCGCAUCGGGAUUUUGUUUGUCCUUGGGGCACCGGGAAGUGCAUGGCCUGCUUGUUGUGGCUAGCUGGGUGGGCAUAGCCAUGCCUAAGGCAGCAGAGGCCGGUCCCUCACUGUCUCUGUGACAGCAGUCAACUCCACAUCCUAUCGUUGGCCGGAUCUCGCCCACAGGCCACGUGUUUGACACCUCUGGACUAGAACAUUCCUCCCAGCAAAAGUUUUUAUUAUCACCAAAUUUAAUAUGUAUACAAUUGUUUCUUUUGAAGAAUUUCCAUAGUCAUAAUCCAUACUUCUGGGCUUCCAAUUUAGGAGAUUCAGAAGGAACAGCAUCACUGAAUGUGGGAAUAUCUAAGAGAUUAUAGAUAGAUUUUUGAUUUUAGAGUGACAGAAUGGCUGAAGUCAACUCACCACCUUUUCAUAUAAGAUUCCUGAAUUGAAUGUAAAUUAAUAAUUGAUGUAGUGAAGUAUAGGCAAUUUGUACAGUAAACCAGUUACUAAAAAGGUGUCUUUGAAAGUAUAGGUACAAUAUGCUAUAUUUAGCUUCACAGCAAUGUUUUCCUGAAAAGGGGCAAGUCAAAAGUUUUCUCACAGAAAAACGAGGAGAAAAAUGUCCUCCUCCAAAUACAUACAUACAUACAUACAUACAUACAUACAUACAUAUAUAUAUAUAUAUAUAUAUAUAUAUAAUUAAAUUAUGUGGCUACUGUGUCUCAGUGGCUGCAGAAUGUACAUAUGCAGUUCUACGCAGACUUUGAUGCAGUUCCAUUCACUUUUGUAAAUUGAAUUAUAUAUCAUCAUGAAAGUGUGCGCAUAACCUAGAUGGAACCAUGCAGGUUUUGGUGAUUGCCAAAGAGUUUAAAACUGCCAAUAUAAUUUGUUCACGAGUUUAGUGUAAAUGUAUUGAACACUGUACAUUUUAUGCCUGCCAAUUGUCUUUUAUAGACUCACAGGUUUGAAACUAAAAAUAACUCGAACCAGUUCCCUCGCUGCCGCGUGGGCGCCGCCAUUUUGGAUUUAAGUGACUGUGUAUGCGCAGUUCUCUGUAAAUUGUUCUGUGCAUGCAUGCAGAACAAUUUACAGAGAACUGUGCACACGUGUGCAUGUUGUGCACGGGUUGCGAACCAGCAGUAACACCAGCAGCUACCCACCCCUGGGUGGUAGGCACACUGGUGCGCUUAUGCCACACCCCUUACAGACCUCUUAGGAAUGGAAUGAGGUCAACAGUAGACAGUCUUAGGUUAAAGUUUGGAAGACCUACAUUGUUUUAUGUGUUAAGCUUCUCAUUUUAAUUAUACAAUUAAAAUGCAUAGCCAUAAUUAAUGUUCUAACAGUUUUCACUUUAAUAACUAUUUUGAAAUUCAGAUUUCUUUCCAUUUUGUUUUUAUGUUGCUAUUUUAGCAAUACACGAGGCUGCAAAUUUAAGUACAAAUUUAAUCUCAUCCAGUACAGUAAUUGUGGUUGUUUCUUCCCUUUCCUGAUUUUGUUACAUUAGUUUUUAAUAUACACAGAGUAGUGUUUUAUGAUAAUCUUGUGCUAAACCAAUAAUGAUCAAAAUCUUCCCCAACUCUUCCUUUCCUGUUGUGUUUGAGAAUGAUUAGAUGGAUCAGUAUGGUCAGGUUUGGAAUAUCCUAGCUAAGCAACUCUUUCAACAUCAGGAGUGGGUUCAGUUUUUAAUAUAAUUCUCUAGCAUAAUUUAUCAGUGAAUAAAGAGUUCAAAAUUAUAUGUCAGCAUAAAAUUAUUCUGUUUGCAUAAUCAUGGAUAUUUUCUUGGGAGCCAGAUCUUAGUAUUUGAUAAUUUAAUAGUCUUAAAGAUACCUUUUGUGAAAGUCAAUUUUAUGUGGCCAAAUCUAACGUUCCUACUCUUCAAAGCUUUGCUAACCAUGGCUAUCCAUAAUUGUUCUAUUUGUGAUAAUUACUGUGUUCAAAUCAGUUCUGUGCCCAAUUAUAGAUUACACGCACCACAUGAAAAGUAGCCAAGUUGAAAUUAUCCGUAAUACCAAGUUUCCUUUCACUAGUCAGUAGGAUAUAAAGUGCAAGCAAUCUGAUGGGUUUCUUUCCAGUGGUGGGAUUCAGCCAGUUCGCAUUACUUCAGUAGAAUCUGUUCUUAGCUUUUUGAGCAGUUUGGUGAACUGGUUGUUUGAAGAAAUCAUUAGGGCAGAAAACUGGUUGUUAAAUUAUUUGAAUCCCACCACUGGUUUCUUCUUCUGAUGUGUAUUGAAUCUUUAACAAAGAAAUUGAAGAGAGUUGAUUAAUAUGAUUCAUUGUGUAGUUGAGCAAAUCUUCAUAUUGGUUUUGGCUUUUUUUCCCUUUUCCUUUUAACCUAUCGAGGCUUUCCCAAGGACCAGGGAUUGGCAGAUGUGGAUGGUUGAUAGUGGUAAAGGCCCAGAGGUUGGGGAUCUCUGUUAGAGACAGUUGUUAUGUCUGGGGUGUGGCAGGUUUGAAACUAAAAAUAAGCCCAAUAACAUUACCCAAGUUUGGGAGCACCUAUAUUGUGUUUAUGUUCUAAGAUUCUCAUUUUAAUUAUAUGACCAAAAUACAAAGCCGCAAUUAAUGUUUUAACAGUUUUCACUUCGGUAAUAUUGAAAUUCAGAUUUCUUUCUGUCUUUUUGCCCAUUUGUUUGAAUUCUAAGGUCCCAAAGCUUUUUCAUUUUCUAUUACUUUCUUUUUUUUAUGGUCCCAUCAGUCCUUGCUUGCAGGCAAGCAAGUAAAUGGUAUUUUUUUCAGAUCAUUCAUUGCCAUUGUUGUUACUUUGUCAUGAGGUUGUUUGUAGUUAACCUGUGCAGUCUUCUUGCAGCAGCUAAACAGGUGAUCCAUUGUUUCCUCAGUUUCUUUGCAGAAACAGGUUUUACUAUCUGUUACUGUCUUCUCAACUCUGGCUUUCAAUGCAUUGUACUCUUGACCAUUGCCAGAUCUUAUUAUUAUCUGCUUUGUCUGCUAUUUUUAAAAUAUUAUUAUUAUUAUCAAAUUUACUUGCCACCCAUCUUGCAGUUCAAGGUGACUCCGAGUGGCAGUAAGAUAAAAUAUACAAAUAUCUGACAAUUAUAAAUAUAAAAGCAGAUUAAAAUUACAAACAUCAAAGCAAAUUGAAAAACAUGAGUUUGGAGAGGUGGGUUUGCCUGUCCUGUUGAUGCAUCAACCAUCUUCAGGACCUCAUGCCAGCUGGCAUAGUCAGGUUUUAAGGCUUUUCCUUUAUAGGCUUAAAGAAAAGAGGUGGAUAUUAUCUCCUAUGGCAAGAUGUUCCAAAGAGCAGAGGCCAUAACAGAAAAGGCUCUUCUGGAUCCCACCAGCUGAAAUUCAUUGGCUGAUGGAUCUGCCAUAGACCCAGCAUGAGUGGGAUAAACCAAUCCCCCAAAAUGGUUCUGCCCAUUUUUUCACUUUGAUAAAAGUGCAAAGCACACAAUAGAUAAUUCCAAGCUGAUCUAUAUUAUUUUCAUAUAAAACUAUAAGGCAAAUUUUUUAACCUUCAUUAAGAAGCCGGUCAUUAUCUUCAUUAAGCAUCAGGCCAUUAUUCAUCUAAAUAAAAUUAGGUUUUAGUGUUCCACAAACUACGUCCAUCAGAUGAGGUGAGACUGUGUCUCAAAAUUUUCAUCCAGUGUGAAAAUUAUAGUCCAGCAUACUUGGAGGCUCUUUCAAGAUUUUAUAAAUUUCUAGGUUUCCUUAGAAUAAGGCUCUAAUAUAAAAUUGUUCCUGAUUAUUUCUUUAGAUUUAUAACCACACUAGUGCCAUUGGAUUGUAUUCUUACAAUGUACUGGAAGGUAUUAGUAAAAUUGACGGUAUUGCAAUUGAUCUUUGGACUAAUUCAUGGUGAACCUGAUAAUGCAUGGUUUCAUUUUAAAUUAUAUAAAGCAAUUAUUCUGGAUAUACAGAGAUGUCAUAAAAUACAUAUUUUACCCUAAAGGAAUCUCAAAAAAUCCUUGAAAGUAUAUUGGUACUUCUAUAAAAAUGUUGUUGAGAUAUGCUUCAAUAUUUUGCCAGAAAGUCUGUGUGUGGGGAGGUUCUAUUACUGAAAUUUUGUGUUUAUCACAGUAAUUUCAGUAACAAAUUAGUUAAAAAGUGCACAUAACCUAAGAAAAAAGGAAAAUAUAUUUUAAUGAAAAAAUCUUAUUUUCAGAAGUAUUUAACUGCUGAUUGAUUGUUACAAAAAGUUGUAAAUUUCUGAGGUAUAGUGUAGUGUAAAAAUAUUUGGUUUAAAAACAUUUAGCAUUUUUUAUUAUUUUGUUUUAUAAUAAAAUGUUUGCCUGUUAUGGCUUAAUUACACCUGAGUUGCAUGUGAUUUAAUUUCAGGAUGUAAUAGGGUCAGGUUUGCACUAAAUUCUUAAUUUCAUAAUAUAUUACAUGGGAGGGGGCAAUUUCCUUUUUCUCUGAUGAGAUAGAAUGAAGCAUGCAUUGUACCUGGUACAUAAUUAAAAGCAAGUACUGUGUAUAGAUUAUAUAGCUUUUUUUUGACAGGCAAUUGUAAAAUCAAAGGGAUUCUGUAAGAGUUUGCAGGGAGAAACAGUAUUUUAUACUUUUGAUAAGAGAUACUUUGUUUAAAAAAUGUUCAUGUGAUGGAAAAAAAUCUUUUAAAUAAAAGAAUCAGCAUUUUG
This is a messenger RNA of Thamnophis elegans (Western terrestrial garter snake), 9250 nucleotides long. RefSeq names its product transcriptional regulating factor 1 (gene TRERF1). Gene Ontology annotation, molecular function: transcription corepressor activity. Gene Ontology annotation, biological process: negative regulation of DNA-templated transcription; regulation of transcription by RNA polymerase II. The record is from RefSeq and is a predicted model, not a curated record. Gene Ontology annotation, cellular component: histone deacetylase complex; transcription regulator complex. Lineage: Eukaryota; Metazoa; Chordata; Lepidosauria; Squamata; Natricidae. Bases 371 to 3931 code for a protein of 1186 amino acids. The transcript is spliced from 16 exons.